Messenger RNA from Prinia subflava (tawny-flanked prinia), 2675 nucleotides. It is a transcript of the gene GLRA3, whose product is annotated as glycine receptor alpha 3. Lineage: Eukaryota; Metazoa; Chordata; Aves; Passeriformes; Cisticolidae. Gene Ontology annotation, biological process: chemical synaptic transmission; response to amino acid; regulation of membrane potential. The transcript is spliced from 11 exons. The coding region runs from base 236 to 1750 and encodes 504 amino acids. Gene Ontology annotation, molecular function: transmembrane signaling receptor activity; glycine binding; transmitter-gated monoatomic ion channel activity involved in regulation of postsynaptic membrane potential. The record is from RefSeq and is a predicted model, not a curated record. Gene Ontology annotation, cellular component: synapse; neuron projection; postsynaptic membrane.
CCGCCGCGGCUCGGCGCCGCCGCCGCGGCUGGGAUUAGGCUCGCACUCGGCUGCCAUGCGGAGCGUCGGGGCGGCGGCGGGGCCCAGCGGGCGCGGGGCGCGGGGCGCCGCCGGGCGCUGAGGCGGGCGGCGGGCGAGGAGCCGCCGGAACUCUCCAGCGUGCUGGGGCGCUGCCCGCCCGCCCGCGGGAGCCGCGCCGCCCGAGCCCGCCGAGCCGCACCGCGGAGCCCCUCCGAUGCCUCCGACACCGCCGCUGCCGGGCUCCGCCGCGUCUCCGAGCAGCAUGGCCCGGAUUAGGUACCUCCGCGCGGCUGUCUCGGGCUUUUAUCUCUGGGAAGCUGCGGUACUGCUCAGCUUGGUAGCCACAAAGGAAACAGACAGUGCAAGAUCUCGUAGCAUGCCAAUGUCGCCAUCCGAUUUCCUGGAUAAGCUAAUGGGCAGGAUGUCAGGCUAUGAUGCGAGGAUCAGACCAAAUUUCAAAGGUCCUCCAGUUAAUGUCACAUGCAACAUAUUUAUAAACAGCUUUGGAUCCAUUGCAGAGACAACCAUGGAUUACCGAGUGAACAUCUUUCUCCGUCAGAAUUGGAAUGAUCCACGCCUCGCAUACAGUGAAUAUCCAGAUGACUCUUUAGAUUUAGAUCCAUCCAUGCUGGAUUCAAUUUGGAAACCUGAUUUGUUCUUUGCUAAUGAAAAAGGUGCCAACUUUCAUGAAGUUACAACAGAUAAUAAGUUGUUGCGAAUUUUCAAAAAUGGAAAUGUACUUUAUUCCAUCAGAUUGACUUUAAUACUUUCCUGUCCAAUGGAUCUCAAAAAUUUUCCAAUGGAUGUGCAAACAUGUAUAAUGCAGCUGGAAAGCUUUGGAUACACAAUGAAUGACCUCAUUUUUGAGUGGCAAGAAAAGGGAGCAGUUCAAGUAGCAGAAGGUCUCACGCUGCCACAGUUUCUGUUGAAAGAGGAAAAGGAUUUAUGUUACUGCACCAAGCAUUACAAUACAGGAAAGUUUACAUGUAUUGAAGUCCGCUUUCACCUUGAGAGGCAGAUGGGUUACUAUCUCAUCCAGAUGUACAUCCCCAGCCUCCUGAUCGUGAUUCUCUCCUGGGUGUCAUUCUGGAUCAAUAUGGAUGCAGCUCCAGCCAGAGUGGCUUUAGGCAUAACAACUGUGCUGACCAUGACAACACAAAGCUCAGGUUCACGAGCAUCUCUUCCAAAGGUGUCAUAUGUCAAAGCGAUUGACAUCUGGAUGGCGGUGUGUCUGCUCUUUGUGUUCUCUGCACUUCUGGAGUACGCAGCCGUAAACUUUGUGUCGAGGCAGCAUAAAGAGCUCCUGCGGUUCCGGCGCAAGAGGAAGAAGAGCAAGUAUUUUGAGGGAGUUCUUGAUGGAAAUGAAAUCAGUGAAUCAUUACAGCAUAGCAAUGGCUUGAGAUGUGCAGAACGUAUAGACGGGACUUUGCCUCAAAUCUACAGUACAAAUUUAAGGCAGGAUGAUGAUACACGUGACAGUCAGUUUAGCAUUACAGCAUAUGGAGUGGGCCCAUGUGUGCCAGCAAAAGACGGAAUAACACAAAAGGGGCCAAAUAAUCCUGUUCAAGCUGUACCAAAAAGCCCUGAGGAGAUGAGAAAGGUAUUCAUUGACCGGGCCAAGAAGAUAGACACAAUAUCCAGAGCUUGUUUCCCAUUAGCCUUUCUGAUUUUCAACAUUUUUUAUUGGGUAAUCUACAAAAUCAUCAGGCAUGAGGACAUUCACCAAUAACAAGAUUCAGGCUUCCAGUACAUAAAGAUCUGGCUGUCACACUCAAUAGGAGGCUUUUUGUUAGAAAUGCACGUCAGAGGAGUGUGGAAGAGAUAAAAGCAAUGAUGGGGAGAAAAAGGAUCCUACAUAGCCUGCAAUGACCAGCUACAGUGGGAUGGAAGAAUGACAGACGGAGAAGAUACAUCUGCUGUUGCAAACUAUCCUUCUCAAACUAAAUAUUAGCAACUUUUGCAUUGAAAAUCACUCUGUAAUGAAGCUUUACUGCCAAGUAUUUAUACAUACUGUUACAUAGUGGUAUAACUGUACAGUACUCUUUGAUGGUCCUUAAAUUUUUUUAAUAUUAGUGGCUUUUUAAUUUUAAAAUGUUUCCAGAAUACCCUAGGUGAAUCCCACAGUAUUACAGGAUAGAUUAGUGUUUGUAAGUUUUAUUUUCAUUUAACAAUAUAAUAGCAAAUUACUGAUUGGAGAAAGCACUUUAAAGGACUUGGUCUAGUCUUAAGGACAGUACUGGUGUGUUUACAGUGAACAUAUUUAACAUAUUUAAUUAAUAUAAUUUAUUCAAUGUACUUCAUAUUACUGUUCCCCUGGAAGGUGUAUGUUGAAAUAAUCUCAGACAGUAUAAAGUAUACAGUCUACAUUUCAUAUGAGAAAUAUACUAAAAUUUGUAAAGUAUUGAUUCCUGCAAAGGAUAUUUUUCUUCCAAUUACUUAUACUUUGAUAAUUGAAGCAUAUUCUUUAAUCUUUUUUUUCUCAGUUCAUAAAACAGUCACAGCUUGUGAAAUAGACAAAUUACAUCAAUAUUUUGAAAUGUUUCAUUUUGCUUCAAAGCAAAGAGAUCUCAGAACAAAACUGAAAGCAAAGAGUCAACUGCUUCACUGAAGCUUGUGGAGGAUGAAUACAGUUAUGUUUAUGCACGUUCAUCUCC